AUGACGGGGGUUGAUCUCGAGAAAUGCAAGCGUAUUGUACAGUACUUCUGGGACCCGGAACCCAAGAAUGACACCGCACCAGACGCCCCGAUCUGGUGCCUGGGCCAAGAAUAUACGCCCACCCCGCCACAGGACCAGGACCCCUCUGAAGCAGGCCAGUCGAGUCGCGCCGGACUCCCAGCAGAGCACCCGAAUGACAGCGCCGGGAGUGCCUGGCCAGAGGCAUUUCUGGCCGACUUCGAAUCGCGAAUAUGGAUGACCUACCGGUCGCACUUUGUGCCCAUCCCGCGCAGUGACACUCACGAGGCAACGUCCUCUAUGACCCUGGGGGUCCGCCUGCGCAGCCAGCUCAUGGAUUCGCAGGGCUUCACGUCCGACACCGGGUGGGGUUGCAUGAUUCGGUCAGGACAGAGUCUUCUUGCGAAUACCCUUUGCAUCCUACAGCUUGGACGAGGCUGGCGACGAGGGCAUCAACCGGAGCAAGAGUCGGCGCUCCUGGCGAUGUUUGCCGACCACCCCGAUGCACCAUUUUCCAUCCACCAAUUUGUCCAGUGCGGCGCCAACUCGUGUGGGAAAUAUCCCGGGGAAUGGUUUGGGCCAUCGGCCACUGCUCGGUGCAUCCAAAUACUCUCCCGCACAAAUGAACAACCAAAGCUCAGAGUCUAUGUGACAAAUGAUACAUCGGACGUCUACGAAGAUCAAUUCAUGCGACUGGCCAGCGACCAAAGUGGGAUCCAACCUACGCUGAUCCUCAUGGGCCUCCGGCUGGGGAUAGAGCAUGUUACGUCGGUGUAUUGGGAUGGACUACAGGCGGCUCUGCAAUAUCCGCAAUCCGUGGGCAUCGCCGGAGGUCGCCCAUCAGCAUCACACUACUUUGUGGGGUCGCAAGACUCCCACCUCUUCUUCCUCGACCCACACUCCACGCGCCCGGCGGUCCCAUAUCGCGCUGGUGAAGUAUACACCACCGAAGAACUGGAUACAUACCACACGCGUCGAUUACGGCGGAUCCAUAUUAAGGACAUGGAUCCCAGCAUGCUCAUUGGGUUUUUAAUCCAAGAUGCCGCUGAUUGGGCCGAUUGGAAAGCCCGGGUCCAGUCCACACGGGGGAAGCCGAUCAUCCAUCUCAUCACCGGGGAACCACCCAUCGACGCGGGGCACGGUCGAAAGGAAGCGCUGGAUGAAGUGGAGGUUCUGGACGAUUCCGAUGUCGACGCGCUGCAGUGA
Molecule: messenger RNA, 1224 nt
Organism: Penicillium canariense
Lineage: Eukaryota; Fungi; Ascomycota; Eurotiomycetes; Eurotiales; Aspergillaceae
Product: cysteine protease ATG4
Exons: 5
Coding region: 1-1224 (407 amino acids)
Molecular function (GO): protein-phosphatidylethanolamide deconjugating activity
Source: RefSeq, a predicted model, not a curated record